AUGGAAGAAGUUUCGCCCACGGACGGCCACAGUGAGCAUCAGGCUACCACACACGAUGCCGCGACGGCCGUACCCGUCCGACCAUAUCGUUCGCACAAGGUGCCAGCGUGUGACCGAUGUCGGGCUAGGAAGCUUCGCUGCACGGUUGACAUCAAAGACAAGCCCUGUCUGCUGUGUCGCCUUCACAGCGCCGAGUGCGUUCGUCGUGGACCUUCGGCCCUUCAGCAGUCCGUGGGGGCUGCGGGUGACGGUCCCGGACAGCAGCAGCAGUUCAACUAUGGCAAGAGCGCGACAGGCCACAGCAUUGCCGCCAACUCUGGGACCCGACGGAGAAGCGGCUCCAGGUCGCCCAAGCGCCGUCGCGCCAACGCCGAUGACCAUGCCUACCACCACAGGCGCUCCUCGGCCCCGGGCACCCGGCAUGACAGUCCCGUAGACGACACGGCGCCGCACGACCGGCCGUUUGCCAUGGUCGGUCCAGAGUCGGCCGAGGAUCUGCACGUCAUCGAACAGUACAUUUCGGUGCAGCAGAGGACGGCGACGGGAUCCGGCAGCGGCACCCCGGGCGAGCCGUCCAACGGCGAGGCUACGGGCAACCGCAAGAGGCUGUUCAAUCUCGUGUCGAGUGACCCGAGCAAUCCUGUCGUGUCGCUCAAUGUGCCUCGUUAUCGCGCCGGCUAUGUCGUUGCGCGGGUGCCUGGUAAGACGCAGCUAGAGAUUCUCGAGCAGAUCCUGGGGCCGUUGAAAGAUGAGCUCAUUGAAGUAUAUUUUCGUAAAAACCACCCAGCCUUCCCGAUCCUGGAUGAAACCGCGUUCCUGGCUGCAAAAGAGCGUGAUAGCAUGCAGAUGAUCUCGCCCACGUUACUAUGCUACGUAUAUGCCACAUCCCUCAUCUUCUGGCGAUCGUCUCCAAUAUUACGGAAGCAUCCCCGGCCCGAUAUCACCUACGCCCUGAACCAAUCUGUUUCCGCUCUGCAGGAGGAUUUCCAUGCUGCCAGCCUUUCCACCGUGUAUGCUGCGCUGCUAGAUCUGAACGGUAGGCCAACCACCGCAGUAACCUACAACACAAUGCUCAACGGGAGAGUCGUCGCCAUGGCCCAUCUCCUGGGUUUGAACCGCGACCCUGAACGCUGGGAUCUCAGCGACCAAGACAAGAAGCUACGCGCCAGGCUUUGGUGGGGCGUUCUCAUCCACGACAGGUGGUCGUCCUUUGCCUAUGGUGUACCUCCCAGCAUUGCUCAAAGCCAGUACGAUGUACCAUUGCCUGAUAAGGCUGUCUUGUCCACACCAGGUGUCGGCCCAGACAGGGAGCGCGAUCGGGCGGCCGAAGGAUUCAUAGCCCUCUGCGGCCUUACCGAGAUCCUUGGUGACAUAUUACCGCUGCUGCAUGAUUUACGACGGAAGACUGUAAAUACGUCACGGAGGAGGAGAGACCUCGAGAGCGAUCUCGAGGAGUGGGAAUCAAAUCUCCCCGAGUUCCUGAAAGAGGGAGGGAAGAAGGCUGGUGGGAACGGAAGGUCGCCUGUUUCGGGCUCGAGCAGCUUAUGGCUGGGUUACCUGGCGGUCAAGAUGCUGCUGUGUCGAAUCAACCUUCGAGAAGCAUCGCGGUCGAGCCAGUCGAUCGAGUCGGAAGAGAAGGACUAUCAUCUUUCCAAACUAAGAAGAGUUGCUGAAGCAACUGUGGACUUUGUCUGCUCUCUAAGUGAGGAAAACCUACUGUCGGAGUUUUGGUGGCCAUACACGGCUUAUCACCUCUCAUCAGUUACAUUUCUCCUCUUACGAUGUGCGAUCGAGUCUACCGACCCAGGUGCUUCCGCAUCGUGUCGAUCAUACGUUGAACGGCUUCGCGCUCGCCUCUACGAAGCCCGUGAACAAUCCGGUUGGGAUCUCGGCGACAUCUGUCUUGCUCAGUCCGAGGAGUCUGUAACAAAAGUCGUCACCGCCAGCCACACCGGCACAGAGGCAGUGGGCGGGAGCGUCAUGGGGAUCGAGCUGCCCCCCUCGACUGUGCUCCCGAUCCCAGACGCAGACGGGGAGAUUAUGUUCCAAGGCGACGUGAUGGGCGGCCAGGUGGGCGUAUUUCCACAUCAGAACAACUACAACACUAUAGACCCGUUGGGAUAUCCAUGGGCGGACUUGUGGGACAUGUUCAACGCCGAUGGAAGUGUCAUAAAUUGA
Molecule: messenger RNA, 2178 nt
Organism: Pyricularia oryzae 70-15
Lineage: Eukaryota; Fungi; Ascomycota; Sordariomycetes; Magnaporthales; Pyriculariaceae
Exons: 4
Coding region: 1-2178 (725 amino acids)
Biological process (GO): DNA-templated transcription
Cellular component (GO): nucleus
Molecular function (GO): DNA-binding transcription factor activity, RNA polymerase II-specific; zinc ion binding; DNA binding
Source: RefSeq, a predicted model, not a curated record